AUGGCGCUGGAGUGGGUGGUGCUCGGGUACGCGGCGGGCGCGGAGGCCAUCAUGCUGCUGCUGCUGACGCUGCCGGGGCUCGACGCGCUCCGGCGCGGGAUGAUCUCCGUCGUGCGCAGCGCGCUCAAGCCGAUGAUGUCGGUGGUGCCCUUCUGCCUCUUCCUGCUCAUGGACAUCUACUGGAAGUACGAGAUGCGGCCCACCUGCGACGACGAGCACGCCUGCACCCCCUCCGAGCACCUCCGCCACCAGAAGUCCAUCAUGAAGUCCCAGCGCAACGCCCUCCUCAUCGCCGCCGCGCUGCUCCUCUACUGGAUCCUCUUCUCCGUCACCUCCCUCGUCGUCAAGCUCGACCACCUCCAGCAGCGCGUCGACAAGCUCAAGAAGCGCGACGACUGA
Messenger RNA from Triticum turgidum subsp. durum (durum wheat), 399 nucleotides. Lineage: Eukaryota; Viridiplantae; Streptophyta; Magnoliopsida; Poales; Poaceae. The record is from the annotation of a GenBank genome assembly.